Durusdinium trenchii is the source of this 1274-nucleotide messenger RNA. Lineage: Eukaryota; Dinophyceae; Suessiales; Symbiodiniaceae. The record is from the annotation of a GenBank genome assembly.
GCCAGUUGGAAGUGACAUGCAACUAGCGGGAUGAGUGGGCAAAUGUUCUAGUAGUUUAGCAACUCAAUUGCAGAAUCUAUAGACUAUAGACAUAGACUUUUGAGCUUGGAGGUGCUGCGAGAUCAGGUAUUUGGCUUAAGGAGGCGCGCCUUCGCUUCCUGCUUGAAUGUCUGUUAUGGCCACUUCUUCGCGGAAGACGGCCCUGGUGGGGCUUUUAUCACUGACAUCUGUAGCGGCCCUCCUCAUUCGACGAGUCUUGCGAGCUUGGAGGGCACGCGGCUUAGGUGGCACACCGUUUCAAGUGGUUCAGAGCGGCUCACGCCUCCUGGACCCACAGGUGUCGCCCUUGCUCCUCAAGGUGUCAAUUGGCCAUUGUGUGAGGAGUUGGAGCGACGACUAUUUGAGGAGAUACCUGGGAGGUCACAAAAUUCAGGUGCAUGUCUCUGACACGCCCUUUUUGAACUUUGCCAGCAAAAACUUUGCCUAUGAGGUGGCAGACUUUGAUUCAUUUCUCAGUCGACUGCAGGGAGAAAAUGGCAACAAGUUUCUUUAUUAUCGAUCACAGCAUUCGAAAAGGAACAAGGCGGCGACUUUAGAGGCGAUCGGUCUUGGAGGCGAUGUGGAUCAUGGCUUCUCACUGCCUGAUGAGUUGCUGCUGCCUUUCGAAACCCACUCGACCGUGCUGAGGAUAGCCAGCACUGGCUUGUCCAUGUGGUUGCACUAUGAUGUUUGCGACAACUUCCUGUGUUGCAUUCGAGGGCGAAAGAGGGUUAUUCUCUUCCAUCCAGAUGACAUUGGACUCCUGUACAUUUCCGGUUCCUCCUCGGCAAUGGGCAGCCGCCUUUUUGCGGAGGCCGAUCUGCCCCAGUUGUGGAAGGAGUUCCCAUUGGCCAAAGCAGCCUGGAAGCGACGGCAUGAAAUUGAAUUACAUGCUGGCGAUGUGCUUUUCCUUCCAGCCUUCUGGGCACAUUGUACACAGGCCUUGCCUCAUGAAUCUGACAAGGCGAGUAUCAGCGUCAACACAUUUGUUCUGCGUCGAGACACGAUGUCACUACAUGAUCCCAAAGAUGUUUGGGCAAACAGGGAGCUUUUGCCAGCACAGGAUGCAGUCAAGGCCUUCGAGGAAAAGAUUUUACCUUCCCUUGCAAAACUUCCUGCUACAGCCAGGUCUUUUUACUGCAGAAAAAUUGCCGCACAACUGCAAUUGGAAGCUGAGGCGGCAAGUGCAUCCGGCUGAGAUGUGUCCAACCUGAAAGCCACGAAUGCUCCAAGGA